This is a messenger RNA of Entamoeba invadens IP1, 1305 nucleotides long. RefSeq lists its product as hypothetical. The transcript has a single exon. The coding region runs from base 1 to 1305 and encodes 434 amino acids. Lineage: Eukaryota; Evosea; Mastigamoebida; Endamoebidae. The record is from RefSeq and is a predicted model, not a curated record.
AUGGAACAAACAAUAAUACAAACCCGAUCGUCGAAAGGCAGGACUGAGACACCGACCGAGUGGUCGCAGACGCUUUCUGAUCUGUACAAUAAAACCACCCAUUUGGCAACAACACCAGUGCAAGACUUUCAAAUCAAGACGGAUGCAUUGAUGACAAUAUUGUGUAUUGAUGGGACACUCCACGUUCCAGUUGAAUUGUCUGCGCAUGGAGUACUUGCAACAACAAAAGCUGGUGAGACUGUUUAUGUGUGUGCAACAAAGUCGUCGUUGUUGAAGAUAGUCACGCCACUCCUGACACGCCGACCACUUCUCAUCACAAAUGCAACAAUAUAUGACAUCAACGAAAUGAUAUAUGCGGCAAUGGCACUCAAAUUGCCAUCGCUUGAUGUUGCUGAGCAGACGGCAAAGUGGAUGUUUGACCACCCAUCGGAGCGUCUAGAUGGUGUUGCUGAGACGUGGGUGGUCAACACCUUACUUCGUGAGAAAAAAGAAGUUGCGUAUCAGAUCCGUGACAAUUUGAUUGUGCCACAAAAUACACAGAACGUGUUUUCGAGUAUGCUUCUUGACAAUGGAUUGACUGAUGUUGCAUGCUCACCAGAGAACAUGGGUGUUAUUGCUGGGUUUUGUGCUGAGAAUGCGCUUCGUGAAGGUGGGAAGUGGUUCAAAGAGUUACAACGCCUUUAUGUAGCUGGUGGACGAAACAAAGAGUAUAUUCUCCCAUUGUUUGUAGUAGCGUGGCGUGUGUGUUCUGAUGAGAGUGGGCAGAAUGGGUUCAUAGAAAGUGGGUGUUUGAGUGAGUUGGUUGGGUUGACAAUCAAAAACGACCGGGAGGACAUCGUGUUGACGUACCUCGAGAUAAUCACAUCGUUGUUGCAACGAGAAGAAAACGUUCCUGCUCUCGAGAAGGCAAAGGCAAUUGAAGUGACAAUGGAAAUCAUGAAGAAGCAAGUCACUAUGAAACUGAUUGAAAUUUCCGCACUUCGAGCAAUGUCACUGUACUGCGGGACUAUGGGAACCAACAACGAGUUCGUCAAGAACAAGUGGCUUAAUGUUGUAAAGUAUGUGAUGGAACUGUAUAUCCAAGACGAGAGUGUCCAGAACGUCGGGUUGAACAUCUUGAUCAAGUUAGUGAGUGAUACAACAAGUUGGCGUGCAUUUGAAGAGGCCAAGAUCGUUGACUAUCUCAUGAACGUUCUCGAAAAGAACAAAAAGUGUCCUAACGUUACCACCCUUGCGACUCAGAUAAUUCAAGAGGCGUUGAGAAACAGUGGUGGGUCUGUGAAUAAAAACAUCGACUUUGUAUAA